GCGUCUGGAUUUGUACGCGAUCAUUGUUAGGUAAUCAAAAAGUGGUUCGAUUUUUCUUCAAGUCGACUUUAUAACUACAACCAGAGACUCUAAGGUGCCUCCAGACAUCUGACUAUGGGCGACAGCGACGGUCUUCGUCAAAGGAAAACUAAUGGAAAACUUAAUAUCAUCACUAUCUCGGAGGAAGGCAAAAAAUUGGACCAAAAACUUGACCAGCAUGAAUCAUAUGAAUUUGGUGGUCCAUUUGGUGUGCUAGCAAUUAUGACUGGAUUCCCACUCCUCAUGUACUACUUGUGGAUAUGUCUUUGGUUUUAUGACGGCCAAUUGGUGCAUCCCACUUCUGUGGAAGAUAUUCAACCAUUCCUGGGAAGAAUGUGGGCCCAUGUACGAGAGGAUGCUAGUCCGAAUUUAUACGCCUGGAAAGUUUACUCCGGCAACAUUUUCUUCCAACUAUUCCUCGCUUGGGUUUUGCCUGGAUUCAUGCAGGAGGGACUACCAGUCCCGUCCUUGGGCUACAAGACUCUCAUGUACAAUUGCAAUGCUCUCGUUUCUCUAUAUGCCACCAUGGGUACUGCCGCGGUGCUUCACUAUUAUGAGAUCUUCCGUCUCACUGAAAUAAUUGACAAUUAUGGCCAUUUAAUGUCUGUCGCGAUGAUAUGGGGCUUUGGUGUCUCUUUCGGCAUGUAUUUCAUCGCAAUUGCUACUGGAACGCAAAUGCGUAUGUCUGGCAAUUUCAUCUACGAUGUUUUCAUGGGUGCUUCAUUGAACCCAAGAAUUGGGCCUGUGGAUUUAAAGAUGUGGGCCGAAGUCCGCAUUCCUUGGGUUAUUGUGUUCUUCCUUGCAGUUUCAGGAGCUUGCAAGCAAUAUGAGACAUUAGGAUAUGUUACACCGAAUAUGGCGUUCAUGUGUUUGGCUACAUGGUUUUACAUAAAUGCAUGCGCGAAGGGAGAAGAAUGUAUUCCACAAACUUGGGACAUGUAUCAUGAAAAAUGGGGUUUUAUGGUCAUCUUUUGGAAUUUCGCUGGCGUGCCAUUCUCCUACGUCUACUCUGUGGUCUAUAUGGCAUCGCACGAUCCUUCCAAGUACAAAUUUUCAACUCCCACAUAUGUCAUCUUGUACACCACUUUGUGCACCGCAUAUUACAUCUGGGAUACCGCUAUGGCUCAAAAAAGUCAUUUCAAAAUGCAGACUCAGGGUGUCUACACGUUCCGGAAAACAUUCCCUCAGCUUCCUGGUAACACGGUCAAGAACCCUACUUACGUUCAAACUGCACAUGGAAACCGACUUUUGACAAGUGGAUGGUGGGGAUGGUCGCGCAAACCUAACUAUGUCGCGGACUGGAUUAUGAGUUUAACUUGGGGUCUCGUUAUCGGUGCUGCAACACCUAUACCCUACUUUUAUUCCGUUUUCUUCAUCACUGUCCUAGUGCAUAGAUGCGGUCGUGAUUUCGAACGUUGUGCUGUCAAGUAUGGCAAAGAUUGGGAACGUUACUGCAAGGUUGUCCCUUACAAGUUUAUACCCUAUAUUUAUUAGACACAAUCUA
Messenger RNA from Lentinula edodes (shiitake mushroom), 1543 nucleotides. Its product is annotated as ergosterol biosynthesis ERG4/ERG24. The record is from RefSeq and is a predicted model, not a curated record. Lineage: Eukaryota; Fungi; Basidiomycota; Agaricomycetes; Agaricales; Omphalotaceae. Gene Ontology annotation, molecular function: Delta24(24-1) sterol reductase activity. The transcript has 11 exons. Gene Ontology annotation, biological process: ergosterol biosynthetic process. Gene Ontology annotation, cellular component: endoplasmic reticulum membrane. The coding region runs from base 115 to 1533 and encodes 472 amino acids.